AUGCUGCAGCCAAAGGAGGCGACUCCACGUAUGAUAAUUGCAUACUUUGCGAACGACCUAACUUCAAAGGACUUUAGCUGCUUGGAACCCGAUUGUUUUCCCUUUCUGCGUCAGGUGAAGCCUUUCAACUACUACAGCCAAGUGCAUCAACCCUUGGCUGCUCUACAAACAAUCGCUGAGCUGCGUAAUCGGACUUUGAUAUGGGAUAAGGCAACAUCCUUGCUUGAAACAACCUGUGUGCCGCAGGAGAUACACGUCUUUAAUUUCACCGAUGGCCAAUUAAACAAACAUGACAGCUUUAUGAAAUCCAUUUCGGAGCGGCUUAAAGACUGUUCACUUGUGCAAAUCUAUACGGCUCACUUUGAGGAAUUCGAAGCACAACAGCGACGGCGCAAUCGAGUUGCUAGCAACAAGAAUCGCCAGGAAUUGAUACGAACUGUGGAACCAUCCGCAAGCCAGCGUCCUCAAGAGGGAAAAGUGCUGCGUAAUUUGAUGGCCGUUGUCUCCAUCCAGAAGAUCAUGUUUGCCGAGGCAAUACAAAAAAGUCAGAUCAUGCACUACAAACACAUCCAAGUCGAGAUCUUAGACAGCAGCGAAGCACCACUGAAAAUGACGCUGGCCGAUGCCAGCAACAUUCUCAAAGGAUACGUUAUGGAAAUUGCCACUUCGAUGGGUCCUCUGGCCAUCGAUGUGUUGCCUGUUUCGGGCAAUUGGCACAUUUGGCGCAUGCACUUCUACAAACAACAUUUUAAAGCUCGCGAUUAUUUGUUCUAUGGCAGAAAGUUUAGCUUCUGCUGUCACGAAAUGAUUCUUUACUCCGAUGAGGGUUCAAGCCUCACUUUCUCCAUGUUUUACAUGGAUGUCGAGAUGAAUCCAAAUGAAUUUACACCGAUGGAUUUGGACUAUGUGGCAAAGAGCUGUUGGCUUUGCCAGAAUUUCCUCACACCCGGCGUUACCCAGGUUCUGUUUGCUAUAGUCUUAUUGCUGAUCAUAUUGGGUGUCGGUUUGUCCAUGCUCCUCAGCAUAGGACGACCCAAGAAGUUCCCCUCCUCCACUGAGCCAGAGCUCUAUGUGAAGGGUUAUGCCGAACGCUAA
Molecule: messenger RNA, 1095 nt
Organism: Drosophila sulfurigaster albostrigata
Lineage: Eukaryota; Metazoa; Arthropoda; Insecta; Diptera; Drosophilidae
Product: V-type proton ATPase subunit S1
Exons: 4
Coding region: 1-1095 (364 amino acids)
Cellular component (GO): proton-transporting V-type ATPase complex
Source: RefSeq, a predicted model, not a curated record